Molecule: messenger RNA, 1008 nt
Organism: Solanum stenotomum
Lineage: Eukaryota; Viridiplantae; Streptophyta; Magnoliopsida; Solanales; Solanaceae
Product: calcium-transporting ATPase 8, plasma membrane-type-like
Exons: 1
Coding region: 1-1008 (335 amino acids)
Cellular component (GO): intracellular membrane-bounded organelle
Molecular function (GO): P-type calcium transporter activity
Source: RefSeq, a predicted model, not a curated record
AUGGGAAAUUCCUCUCCUGCACACAAGCGUUUUUUAAUAGAGCAGUUGAAGAAAAGAGGAGAAGUGGUGGCUGUGGUAGGAGAACAAACAUCUGAAAGUAAUGUGGUUCUUGAAGCAGCUCAUUUUGGCCUGCCUGUGGUGACUAACUGGCCUAAAACUAUAACUUAUGUGAUUAACAGCAUCAAGGGAGGAAGAAUUGUUUGUGAGAAUAUGAGGCAGUUCAUCCAAGUUGAGAUAAUCUUUGCAAUCAGUAGCUUAUUAAUAAACUUCAUACUGGUUAUAUUAGACGGAGAUGGCCCGUUAACAGUCAUACAGUUGGUAUGGGUUAACCUUCUUGUAACAUUUAUUGGAGGGCCAGCUUUGCUAAUUACUCAACAGACCACAAGACAACAAAGGGAUGAGCUUUCUAUCAUACCAAGAAAACCACCUAUUACCAAGGUUAUGUGGAGAAACAUUCUUUUUCAAGCUUCUUAUCAGACUGGCAUUUUUGUAUUCCUUCAACAAAGAGGAAGUGCGAUACUGGGGAUCACUCCAAAAGUUAACAGAUCUAUAGUCUUUAACGGGUUCGCUCUGUGCCAGCUUUUUAACAUAUUCAGUGCAAGGGAUUUGGAGCAGAAGAAUUUUUUCAAAGGUCUUGGUCAAAAUUACUUGUUUUGGGCUUUGUCUGUGAUCUGUCUUGUGUUGCAGCUUGGAUUCAUUGAAGUAGAGGCUGUCUUUGUCUUUACCAACACGGCACGACUGAAUUGGAAGCAAUGGGUUGAAUCCAUUUUAAUUGGAGUUGUUACAUGGUUGCUUGAUGUGAUAGUAAAAUGGGCAUCACAAUACAUAAACAAAUAUUGUGACUGUGGAGUUCUUCACCCAGCCAGAAACUGGUUCCAGAAUUGGUUUGCCAGAAUCAACUGUUGUGACAGUGGACCAGGAAGUGCACCAAAUUCUACCCUUGCUUCCUUGGAUCCUCCAAGAUCCACUGGUGGAAAGGUACUAUACAAAUCUAUCCACACUGCCUAA